AUGUCGCUCGAUGCCGGUGGUGCGAUCGCGUUGAGGUGCUGCAGUGAGCAACGCUGUUGCGCCACGCCGACGGUAUCUUCUCCUCCCGUCGCCGGCGCCAAUGGAACAAAGCCCUUUGAAGAAAACCCAGAAGAAAAUCGUGUAGCAGAAAGCCUUUCUAGCGAGCUUCUGAAAGACCCAGAUUCAGAACCUCUUCCUUUGCCACAAAGACUUGACCUUUCAUUCUCUCACAUUACUGUCACCCCCUCUUUGAUCCUCAAUACUCUUAAUAUCUCCCCUGAUGCUGGCCGCGGCAUCAUUGAUUUACUCAAAUGGGCAAAGUCGAGGAUUGGUUUCAAGCCCACCGAUGAGGUUUACUCUUAUUUUGUUGAUUUCUUUGGAAGAAGGAAGGAUUUUAAGGCUACCCAUGAAGUGCUGGUCAAUGGCCAUGGAAUAGCUGGGUCGAAAUGUCUGGAGGCCCUAGUAGACAGGCUUGUUCGGGCUGGUAGACCAGCACAAACUGUGGCAUUGUUUGAGAGUAUGGAGAAGGAUCAUGGGUUUUUGAGAAGUAUGGAUUCUUUGAAGUUGAUUGUUUCGAGUCUUUGUGAGCAUGGAUAUGCGAGUUAUGCUGAAAAAAUGGUUAAGAGUUUGUCGAGUGAGUUCUUCCCGGAUGAGUACAUUUGUGAUGUUUUGAUUAAAGGCUGGUGUGUUGAUGGGAAAUUGGAUGAAGCAAAAAGAUUGGCCAGUGAGAUGUAUCGUGGAGGGUUUGAGAUAGGUACACUUGCUUACAAUGCAAUUUUAGAUUGCGUUUGUCAGUUGUGUAGGAAAAAGGAUCCGUUUAGGCUUCAAUCUGAAGUGGAGAAUGUGUUGAUCGAGAUGGAAAGACAUGGUGUUCCUCGCAAUGUGGAGACAUUCAAUGUGUUGAUUACCAAUUUAUGUAAGAUUAGGAAAACCGAGGAUGCAAUGAAACUGUUUUAUAGGAUGGGGGAAUGGGGGUGUUACCCAAACGAAACUACAUUUCUUGUGCUCACGAAGAGUUUAUAUCAGGCAGCUAGGGUGGGGGAAGGUGAUGAGAUGAUUGAUAGAACGAAAUCUGCUGGAUAUGGGGAUGCAUUGGAUAAGAAGGCAUAUUAUGAGUUUUUGAAGAUAUUGUGUGGGAUCGAGAGGAUUGAUCAUGCUAUGAGUGUUUUUGCGAAAAUGAAAGAGGAUGGGUGCAAACCGGGGGUUAAGACUUACGACUUGUUAAUGGGAAAGUUGUGCGCGUAUGGACGUGUAGAUAAAGCUAAUGCACUUUAUAAAGAAGCCGAGAGUAGUGGGGUAGCUGUGGAGCCGAAGGAAUAUAAGGUAGAUCCUAGGUUUGUGAAGAAAAAGCCUACUGCAGUGAAGAAGGAGAAGAAAAGGGAGACACUGCCCGAGAAGAUGGCCAGGAAGAGAAGAACUCUUAAAAAGCUAAGGUUAAGUUUUGUGAAGAAGCCAAAGCGGAUGAUGAGACGAUCUUAUUGA
Molecule: messenger RNA, 1482 nt
Organism: Fraxinus pennsylvanica
Lineage: Eukaryota; Viridiplantae; Streptophyta; Magnoliopsida; Lamiales; Oleaceae
Source: the annotation of a GenBank genome assembly